UUAUGAUGAUCAGUGAUUUGAUUCGUUUUUCUUUUUCUUUUUUUUUCUCUCCCUGGAACCCCGGUGAGAACCCCGUAUCGAGCUGAGAUCCUGGACUCUUGCACUCAGGCUUGGGCGUGAACCUACACGCACGCACGUACACACAAACGACGGCGGCGGUGUCACGUUAAAGGGUGUCGAGACAAAAGUGAGUCGGGCAACGCACGCGCCCCUCGGUUCGUUUCAAGCGCGCGCCGCUCGGAUCACGGUGCGCCCCUCCCUUUUCUCUCCCUGGCGACGCCGCGCAUGAGCGUCAACAAACACAUUUAAAUAUGUGAAUAAACCGCGGGCCUCCUCUCUCACAUCAGGAUACGACCGUGCUUCCCUUAAGGACUUCUUUUUCCCCUCUUCAUCAUUCUCUUAAAUAUGUCAGCGGAAUGCACGCGGCGACCGAUUCCUGUUUUAUUGCAGGCCUGAGUGGAGAAUGAAAGUGCCGUGGCUCGGCGGGACCUCAUGGGCCGCGAUGGGGCUGGCAUGAUUGGUCCGGCUAGCUGUCAGCAGCGGGAUUAUGCUGACCUGUGUCCAGCAUGACUCCGCUGGACCUUUGGCUCUCGCGCUCCAUCCCCAUGUGCCUCCUGCUGCAGAGCCUGGUGCUCAUGGCCCUCUGCUUCCCAUCAGCCAGCAUGUGCCCCAAAGGAUGUGUGUGUCAACGGGGCGAGUACCCGCCCUAUGGCCUCAACGUAACUUGCAGCCUUGCAGAGCUCAAGGAGAUCCCAACGGACUUGCCUGCAGAUACGGUGCUCCUCCAACUGGAUCACAACCAAAUUCAUGCUGUGCCCGAGCGCGCCUUCCAGGACCUACGGAUGUUACGCAGGCUGAACUUGUCCCAUAAUGCAGUGGAGACGCUAGGCGAGAGUGCAUUUGUUGGCCUGGAGGCAUCGCUGGAGCUUCUCGACUUGUCACACAACCGCAUCGUGAGCGUGCACAAGGAUGCUUUCGCACGGCUGAAGGCACGUGUACUGGUCCAUGACAACCCAUGGCACUGCGACUGUGCUUUGCAGCAGGCACUAGGAGGCAUGGCACACAAUCAUGAAGCAGCAGCGCGCGUCCUAUGCCGCAGUUCUGAGCUGAGGGACCAGGAGGGACGUCCAUUCCUGGCAGUAGAAACCGAUUUGUGCAACCUGGCCAGACGCACCACCGACUACGCCAUGCUGGUGACCAUGUUCGGCUGGUUCGCCAUGGUCAUCUCCUAUGUUGUAUACUAUGUCAGGCAGAACCAGGAGGAUGCCCGGCGCCACCUGGAGUACCUCAAGUCUCUACCAAGUAAACCCAGUAAGCCAGACGAACCAGAGGACAUCAGCACCGUUAUGUGACGUCAUUGUUUACGCCAAUAGGGCCUUGACUGAGCGGGUGGAGAAAAAACACAGGGGUGAACCUUCUCAUCCCAGAGAGCAAUUUAGUCUUAUUCAAGCUAAGACACCAACCAUAGAUGUAGUCUAAUACUUAAGAUGUGUCUUCACUUUUUUCCAGUUGUGCAUUACUGUUACAGAGUACUUAGGUCAGAUUUGUAAUACUUUUCCUAACUCUUCCUGUGUCCACAAGAGAUUUUAACUUUAAAAGUGGCAUUAGUAUAAUAAUUACUAGCUCGUUAAGAAGGAAAUGAUGUAAAUGUCCUGCUUCAGACAUUGGAAUGCGGGGUUUAUUUUCCAGCUGGUAAAAUGCACCAAUAAUCCAUAUUAUAAUCGAUCCAUAUCUAUAAACAGUUGUUAAACACCUUUAUGACCAGUACAGGUUUUUUGGUAUUCUGAUCUCAGGUUUAAAUGUCAAGAUGACUUUUAAAACCCCAAAAUGUUUUGUUUUAAAGUUCAAUAGAAAUCUUAUUAAGUGCGUGCGUGUGUGUAUAUAUACUGUAUAUAUACACACACACACACACACACACAAUUGUUCAGGAUGUGGUUUUAAAAAACGCAUGAAAAACAUCUGAUUCCCUUUAAACUCCAUAGACUUUCUUAGCUAAUUGAUAAUCAAAGAAGAAAGGCCACAGUGCUUCGGAAACUGAAAUUGGACGUUUCUUCCAACCUUCUGAAAAAGGUCAUGUUUACGUAAUCUCCAUUACCUCACUGUUGUUAAUCUGUGUUUGUUAAAAAGUGUAAUCUUAGAGUGUCAAUGUUGAUUUUCUUCGGGCUCCAGAGAGCCCAAGCAGUGACACAGAGUCAAUAUUUUUGUCUUGGGUCUUCACAGGCUGGCAGUCAGGCUCAUUAUUGGUGUCUCUAAUAACCCUCGUGUAUACAACAGCCAUCAUCAACUUCAUAUUAGCCAUCAAUAUUAUGAACAAAGAGUCUGGAAUGAGUGAUGUGUUUCCAUGAAAUGAAAUGGAAAAAUUGAAACCUCCGGCUCAGAUACCAAUUUCCAUAUUCCUUCCGCGUUCCGGAGGUGAGACCUGCAUAGUAAUUAUGGGAUGUCAUAAGAGGAACGAUGAGGGCAGUGCGGUCAGCCUCCGUAACAUCAUCAUGUGCGUACAGGAAUUUAACCAGCUAAAUGUGAACAAUUAACUGCAGAUGUCAGUCUCCAGCUGUUAUUCUCCUGAUAGGUCGUACUCACUGCUAUCUCACUGGUCCACAAAAACAGGAAGCAACAAAUGAUACAAUCCUAAGAUAGUAGUAGGUAUAGAAGAAGAUGAUUAGGACAAAUUGAAAAAUAAUUCAUAAUUCAUUUCCCUCCUUGCUACACUCUAAGAUAAAAAGCCAAUUAAAUUUUCACUUUGGUAACUGCUUUGGUGGUACACUCUCUAAAGUACAUCUUUUUUUUAAAUGUAAUGUUUUCAAAUUAGACCCAAGCCACAUUCAUAUGUAGUCCUAGAUCUGACCCAUAUCCAUGAAUGUGGCCAUGCAACAUGAAGGAGAAUGAUCAUGUGACCUUUUUCUAAUGCACAUGCUUUUAUUCUCGUUAAUGUCUAGUCACAGUAAUGAUUACAUUCAGUGGAACGAUGAAGAAAUCUGUAAUUUUUUGCAGAUUGCUACCAUAAUUAAGUAGAUUUGAAAGAGUUGUUUAAGAAAAGGCAAAGCACAGCCAAAAAUGAAUGUGGCUACAUUGCCCAAGAAACACUCUCUCAUAUAAAUACUCCCUCCAGAGCGCAGUCCCAUCAUUGCUGGCUUCUUUCCCGUGCCCACAUAUCGCUUGGCAAAGCAGUGCCAGUAAUGGCUGCAAAAACAGCUGGGCAUUUGGCUUUUUUGUAUUUGCCUUCUCGACCUGAUUAUGUGCAGCUGCCGAGCUGUUUGCUGAUCUCCAAAGUAAACUGAUGCACAUUUGGGCUACUAGCUUGGUCAUUUGUUGCUUUUGUUAUGAUGGAAUGUGUCACAAAUAUGACUUUGGUCAAUGUGACAUGUAAAUCAUAUGAAAUUAAGACAAAUGUAAAGCAAAUGUCAUGAGAGACAGAUCCAGUUUGAGCAAAAAAAUAAUCUAAAUUGUGCAAUAGUAGUGUACCUUUUGACGCUUUAUUCUAAAACUAAUAGCGGUCCAUUUAUGUAGCACAAAUCAUUUUAAAGGUGUACACCGAUCAGCCUUAGCAUUAUGACCACUAACAGGUGACAUCAGUAACAUUGAUCAACAGUUAUAUCAUGGGCAUCCCAAGGCUCACCUACAGGACCAAAGGUCAACCAAUUUGGCCAAAUCCCACAGGAAAGCAGAACAAUACUGGCCACGAUGGAAAAGCACCAGAACACCCAGCGUACCAUAGUCUGGGGAGAAUUUGGAGGUCACAGGGCCGACCCGGCCUCCAAAUUCUCCGGGUCUAAAUCCCUCCAAGCAUCCACAAACAAGUCUGAUCCAAGUCUGGUGUCCCCAAGCACCUAAAGGAACUGCCGCUAAUGUCUCGGUGCCCGACACCACAGCACACCCCAAAGUCAUUUAUAUUGGGCUUAAUGUUUCGUGUCUUAAUGUUAUGGUUGAUCUGUGUAGUAUAUCCAUGUUACUAUGAGAAAAAUAG
This is a messenger RNA of Clarias gariepinus (North African catfish), 3964 nucleotides long. RefSeq names its product leucine rich repeat containing 3B (gene lrrc3b). Lineage: Eukaryota; Metazoa; Chordata; Actinopteri; Siluriformes; Clariidae. Gene Ontology annotation, molecular function: protein binding. Bases 567 to 1352 code for a protein of 261 amino acids. The transcript is spliced from 2 exons. The record is from RefSeq and is a predicted model, not a curated record.